AUGCAGGUUGGACACCUUCUACAUAGCUGGCUGUUCGGUUUGGGCGUGCUCCUCCUUGUCAAUGGUCAAGUCAAUGUGACGUUGCAAUCUACCGCGUCGGAGAUCGUGUACAGCCCUCCAUUAUGCAGUGGUACGGUGGAGACUUGCGCUAGCGCUUGGCGUCUCAUACCGUCUCCCGAUGGGUCUGGUAUCGACAUUGCUUCAACCGAUGGUCCCACCGCCGCCAGUGGAGACUUGAUACCACAAAUGUUUCUGACAUUCACCGGUAUUCAGCUAUAUAUAUGGACAUCAUCGUCGUCUACCGCAAUGGCAAACGUGUCCCUUUCCACUCAAGAUCCUACAGUAUCUAUCACAUCUCAGGUGGACACGGCGGUCGGCCUCAUCGCCGUGGUCGAUUUACCAGGCGAUCGUGCCACUACGUUAACCAUUACGUACAUUAAUGCGUCUGACAAGGGGACACGGUUGGAUUUCUCGAACUUGACGAUUGUUACGCCUAGUAACCAAACAUCACCAUUCGCGUCAACCAUACUACCGCAAUCAGCUACAAUCCUUCCGUUUACGCCCAUCAUAUCUGCAGCUCCUCUGAAGAUGUCAUCACCAUCAAGCACCCAGACAACGAGCGAUGUGGUCGCGGAAGUGUUAGGUGCAGUGUUGGGGGUGGUACUCAGUGGAUUGGCAGUCAUAGCAAUCAGAUACUAUCGGAGACGACGGCGGAGACCUACCCGGACUACAACUGGAGGCAGCUGA
This is a messenger RNA of Fibroporia radiculosa, 747 nucleotides long. RefSeq lists its product as uncharacterized. Lineage: Eukaryota; Fungi; Basidiomycota; Agaricomycetes; Polyporales; Fibroporiaceae. The record is from RefSeq and is a predicted model, not a curated record. The transcript has 4 exons. Bases 1 to 747 code for a protein of 248 amino acids.